This is a messenger RNA of Tigriopus californicus, 1420 nucleotides long. RefSeq names its product mannose-1-phosphate guanyltransferase beta-A-like (gene Gmppb). Gene Ontology annotation, cellular component: cytoplasm. The record is from RefSeq and is a predicted model, not a curated record. NCBI's taxonomy places the organism in Eukaryota, Metazoa, Arthropoda, Copepoda, Harpacticoida, Harpacticidae. Gene Ontology annotation, molecular function: mannose-1-phosphate guanylyltransferase (GTP) activity; GTP binding. The coding region runs from base 241 to 1332 and encodes 363 amino acids. Gene Ontology annotation, biological process: cell wall mannoprotein biosynthetic process; GDP-mannose biosynthetic process. The transcript is spliced from 6 exons.
GUUGAUGUGUCAUUUUCACAUUGGCCGCUUGUCGCCUGUGUGUGUAUGUACAUACGUUCUCUCUUUCUCUGUCUGAUGAAUGGAUUCUGCUGUGAGGCAUGAUGCAUUACUAAUCAUGAACCACGGGGCCUUCAAAGUGUCGUUCACCUGAACCGGAUCACUCUCUCACACUAUUCCACACUUGAUUCCAAAUCUUAAAUCUUUGAGUGGCUAAUCUACGUCCCUUCAUUGAUCAACAACAUGAAAGCCUUGAUUCUGGUGGGAGGCUACGGCACCCGAUUACGGCCCCUGACCUUGUCCCGACCCAAACCGUUGGUCGAGUUCGCCAAUAAGCCCAUGCUCCUGCAUCAGAUCGAGGCCCUGGUUGAGGCGGGGACCACACACGUGGUUUUGGCCGUGUCUUAUCAUGCGGAUGCACUGGAGUCCGAAAUGGCGCAAGAGGCCCAACGCUUGGGUAUCACCAUCACGUUUUCCCAUGAGACCGAACCCUUGGGCACGGCGGGGCCUUUGGCUUUAGCUCGGGAUGUCUUGCAACAAGACGAGGAUGACCAGGAGCCCUUUUUCGUCCUCAAUUCCGAUGUGAUUUGCGAUUUCCCCUUCCAAGCCAUGUUGGACUUUCACCGGAAUCACGGCAAGGAAGGCACCAUCGUGGUGACACGAGUAGACGAACCGAGCAAAUACGGCGUAGUCAUUUAUCAUCCUGAAUCCGGACAAAUCGACAAAUUCGUGGAAAAACCCCAAGAGUUCGUCUCCAACAAGAUCAACGCUGGCUUGUACAUGUUUUCGCCGAAAAUGUUGUCGCGCAUCCAACUCCGUCCUACGAGUAUCGAGAAAGAAGUGUUCCCAGUUAUGGCCAGCGAAGGACAAUUACAUUGCAUGGAAUUAGAUGGCUUUUGGAUGGAUGUCGGGCAGCCCAAAGAUUACCUCACUGGAAUGUGCAUGUACCUGAAGUCCAUAAAAGACAAGCACCCACAGCAACUUCAAACGGGACCUCACAUAGUAGGAAAUGUCCUGAUCGAUCCUAGUGCCAAAAUCGGCACACAUUGUCGGAUCGGACCUAAUGUGAUCAUAGGGCCAAAUGUGGUGAUUGAGGACGGCGUGUGCAUGAAAAGAACCACUUUGAUGAAAGGCUCGCGAAUUCAAUCCCACACUUGGUUAGACAGUUGUAUCGUCGGAUGGCGGUGCCAGGUUGGGCGAUGGGUGCGAAUGGAAAAUGUUAGUGUCUUGGGCGAGGAUGUGAUUGUGAAGGACGAGUUAUAUGUCAAUGGAGGAAAAGUAUUACCGCACAAGUCUAUUGGCGUCUCCGUGAUGGAGCCACAAAUCAUCAUGUGAUCCACCCUAUCAAUCAUAAAACGGAUGAUUAUAUUACUUUGGGACCUUCUUCAAUUUGUACUAUCUUUAAUACAAGCGGACCAUGUCA